GCCGCGGGCAACGCGAGCACAAUUCGCUUCGCGCGCCACGUAUGCAGCGCGAGCUGUGCAGUCCCGCGGGUUCCGUCAGAUAUCCGUUAUCCUGCUUUAUUGUUUGUUAGUAUUUUACAUCUUUCUACCGACAAACGUUUAUAUAUGUUGUUGUAUUGAGUCUAAGGUUACGCCAACCAAGCGCAUUUCAACUUUUUAAACUAGUUGUUGUGAUAAGCUGCGGCUCGGCGAAGUUUACCUGCUGGUGAAAGAAGAUGAGUCAGAAUAGAAAUGGCCAGGAAGAAGAACCUGUAUAUCUCACAAGUGAACCUCCAGCAGACACCAACAAGGAUCACCAGGCUCCCCCAGCUGGCAUGUUUUCUAGGAUGGCUGGUGGUCUCUUCAGUGUCACUAAGGGAGCAGUGGGGGCCACAGUGGGUGGUGUCACCUGGAUAGGAGGCAAAAGCCUGGAUCUGACUAAGACAGCCGUCACCUCAGUGGCAGCUGUCCCGGCUGCAGGCGUUGGGCUAGUGAAGGGGGGCGUGUGCGCUGUCGCCAGUGGGGUUUCUGCUGUGGGCUCUGCUGUGGUCAGCAAAGUACCAGUGGGUGGGGCCAAGAAGAAGGACAAAUCCGACUGAGGAGUUCAGUCUCAGGACAGCUUCUCCCUGCCAUCUCCUCCUGGGUGCCUUGCAUCCGCAAACAGCGAAUGGCUAGAAAGGAAAGCUAAGCGCUUGCUUUCCGCAAAGGAACACUGUGCCUCUUUGCGCAGCCCCUUCUCACCUGGUUCCCUCAGCCCGACUGCAUUGGGGCUUCCUACUUAACCUCGUAAAGGCUUCUGGGAUCUUUAUUGGCAGUCACUGGAACCAGUGCUCACAUGUGACGGCUGCUUUGAGGGUCCAGCAAAGAGGUGUUUUUUUUUUUUUUUUUUCUUCUUUCCCCCCCUCCCCCGUCAUGUCUUGAAUGUGAUUCUUUGGUGGGUGAUCACUUUGCUUGUCAUUUUGUGUGUCUGUUGUUGUCCUUGUUGUUGAGCCAUAAACGGUUAAUGCUGAGCCAUGAUGUGUGGAGGGGGGAAAUGUGUAGAUGGUGGUGUGCUUUGAUUUCAUAACCAAGCUCAGGUGUUGUGCUACUGCCAGCCCAUCAGUGUUUUUAAGCCCCGUUGCCUUCAAUGCAGCAGCUUUAAGGGCUUCAAUACAACCAUUAAAUUCCUGUUGUAGUGUUACAGUAACUCCUUUCACUGUUGGCAGAUCAGGAAUGACUAGACAGUCAGGAUUUAACUUGCUUGGAGAUGGUAGCCUUUGUUUAUUAAUCUAUUCAUGUAGACUUUAGAUUGAACUUUUAGUGUUUUUUCACUGUUAUUUACUCCUCUUGAUUUCUAAGUCAUCCUUAAAUCACUGAAUUAACUGAAUUGUUAUGCAUGGUGGGAUCUUUUUAAAAAUGAGUGUUUUGGCUUUAUUUACAAGGCCUUGGUUCUAUAGCUGUUGUCUCACCAACAUUUUUCUUAUUUUAUAUGCAGGAAAAUAUUGCUGUCGGUAGAAUCAACAUUAAACAGUACAGAGCCCUCUCAACACAAUUCAACUUUCCUGAACUUUUUUUUGGUAUGAAUGAAAUUCAGUUUUUAGAUCUGUCAUGUUGCUGACAUUUAUAUGGCACCACUUAAUGUCUAACCACACUUAGCUUAACUGUAUUGUUUUUGUUUUCAUUUGUUUUUCAACAUUUAUUAUAAAUGGAUUUUUUUUUUUUCUCUUGGUUACCUUUCAUAGUUUGUCUUCUUUUCAUAUGAUUUAAAAUCAUGCUGCCACAUGGCUGAAUGUGAAAUUGUGCUUUGACGUUAAAAUACAAUACAAAAAUAAACUAUUUGUACAUUUCUCUGUUAUAUCCUUUUAAGGGGAAUGUAUUGGUUGCAGUCCCAGAUACUUGUUUCUGGGGUUCACUCAAUAGUUCAAAAUGUUGUAAAGGAAUAAAAAUCUUGAGAACUGGUCAUUUAGUUAAGGCUAUGAUUUCUGGAUCAAUUCUUCUCAAUCUCCUGAAAAUGAAAGUUUUGUUCAACACCAUCUGCAAUGAUUCUUUGUUUUCUAUUUGAAUCUCACUUCUAUAGACAGCUGCUUAGGUGAUGUGGACCAGCAACAUGGUGGUAUUAAACAAGCUGUGCUUUGAUUGUGUGUUUGAUAGUUCCCUUAAAUAUACUUAAAAUUAAGGACCUAAUUUGCCAAUAUGGAGAAAAAUGAUUCCCUCACACCUCAUAAAAUGCCAGAUUGUUUUUUACUGCAUAUAUUGACUAUGUUGCAAGAAAAAAGGAACCGUUGGGUAAGUGUACAAAUAAUUUUAUAGCGCAAACAAUGAAAGAUGAUGAUUCUGCUCUUUUCACAUGUGCAGAUGCAGUCAAAGAAAUUUUUGUGACAGAUUCCCUUACUUCAAUGUGGGCAGAGCUGAGAAGCAAGACUUUUACCCUGAUUUGGUUUGUGAUUUUGAAUACUGAGCUGAAAGGAAACGUUUGCUGUAAAGAGAAUGGUUUCAUGACUGUCCGCUGGUCUCGGGUCCUUAUGCAGCAGGCCUAGGCAUGUCCACCUAUGGAAGCAGGUGGCUCCAUACUGAAGUACUACAUAAUAGAACUAGAAUUAUGAAAUAUUUACCUUAAGUACAUGUUAUACUGUUGACUUGGAGGGGAGACAAACAUCUUUUUACUGGAUAUUGAUGACGUAUAGAGGCUUAUUUCAAGUUUUAAUUAUUCAGUAAUGGUUAGCUGUUUCCCCAA
This is a messenger RNA of Scleropages formosus (Asian bonytongue), 2731 nucleotides long. It is a transcript of the gene tmem263, whose product is annotated as transmembrane protein 263. The coding region runs from base 255 to 617 and encodes 120 amino acids. Lineage: Eukaryota; Metazoa; Chordata; Actinopteri; Osteoglossiformes; Osteoglossidae. The record is from RefSeq and is a predicted model, not a curated record. The transcript has 3 exons.